This is a messenger RNA of Peronospora matthiolae, 687 nucleotides long. The record is from the annotation of a GenBank genome assembly. Lineage: Eukaryota; Oomycota; Peronosporomycetes; Peronosporales; Peronosporaceae.
AUGGAGCUCCCAACUGAGACGACGCAAGCGACGAACAAUUUGGACCAUGCGAUGCAGGUGCCAAUGCCUUCCACGUUAGUAACGCCUUUCGCGUCGGACAUGACGCUGGCAUCGCUUCCAAUACCUGAAAUCUCUGAGAUGGAAUCGACGAAAUUGUCGGAAUUGUGCCAGGAAGUUCCGAAUAAACUGCUGGGAAUGUCGUUUGUGACGCCAGUGGAGACCAUGACUCUGGAAUGUCCAGAAGAAGUGGAGAAGAAUAAAGUAGUGGUGGGUUCUCUCAUAGGAAAGCGCAAGAACCUGACGGACCAACAGCGUGUGGCGAUUGUCCACUACCUUCUUGCGAACAGUGCAGCAGGAUGUCUGAAACACGGUGACAUUAAAGCUGCAGCUAUUCACUUUGGAGUGCACCGGGCCACAAUCCGACGGUUGUGGAAACUAUACAUGGAUUCUAAUGCCACGGAGAGUCUAGUGGGGAAUGUUGCUAGUCGGAUCAAGGGACGUUCCGGGAGAAAGCCAAAGAUGGCGGAUGAAGAGCUCAAGGUCCGAAUUGCUGCGAUUCCCGCAGAACGCCGAAUGACAGGAAGGGGGUUGUCCACAGCUCUUGAAGUGAGCAACAGUGUUGUCGUGCGUCUAAUUAAGACUGGAAAGCUACGACGUCACCCGAAGAAGCUGCACUACAUAAUGUAA